Messenger RNA from Fukomys damarensis (Damara mole-rat), 1214 nucleotides. RefSeq lists its product as uncharacterized. The transcript has 4 exons. The record is from RefSeq and is a predicted model, not a curated record. Lineage: Eukaryota; Metazoa; Chordata; Mammalia; Rodentia; Bathyergidae. Bases 184 to 1101 code for a protein of 305 amino acids.
CUGACUGCCUCAGUGACUCCUCCCCUGCACCGCACAGGUGUGCAGGAAAAGAAGAGGGUGUGGUGAACACCAGCAGCUCCAGACCUUGCCUGUGCUGGGCUAUGUCUCCUUCCUACUCCUUGUCUAGGGAGCAAGGUCAGAAAGAGCAGCCACUGACCAGAGCGAGCCUCUAUAGGCAGUGCAAUGAAUACUGUCUUGGGGACAGAGCUGGGCCAUUCAGGUGAGGAAACUCCAGCCCCCAGAGUGCGGGUGACACUUGCUCUCAAGGUCCCCCAACCAGAAAGAGCUGGGCAUCUGACCCCGGGGCCUGGGCCUGGGCCUGAGAACCCCCCAACCACCUUGCAACACCUGCCGCAGCCUCCUUGGAGUCUGCACAACCCUGGGAGCCCAUCCAGGAGAGCACAUCAAGGAGAACACCGCCCCCUGGCGGUAAAAGUACAGAAAGGCGACCUGGGGCGAGGCAACGGACUCCGACGCCUGGACAGAACGUGUUACCAGCCCUGCCCACCAGACCCAUGCCCUCCCCUCUUCCUAAUGUCUCCUCUUCCAGCUCCUGUUCUUCUCUCUUUGGUCUUUGCCUGUUGUCUGCCCAAACCAGAUGUGACCUUGCACUGUCCUAAGUCAUGUUCUUCAUUAUCUGACCUUGAGGGAAGGAGACUGGGCCAACAAGAGCAAUUUCCAGAUAGCUUUUCCUUUCUCUAUUACCCUCAAUGGAUAUAUUGCAGAGAAAUGAUGUAUGAAACAAAAGAGGUAAUCUGGCUGAAAUCUGUCCCUCACUCCCUACCCCAAACCUCCCCUCAAAGACUCUCUAAUCCAGGUGUCUGCAGAACACAGAGACCCAGUCUGGGAGUUGACAACCCUAAACGAUGGGAAAACGUUGCUGGAAAGGGAAACCCAUGGACCUUCAGAGAAAGCAAAGCAUCCAAGGGUGCCUGGACCCAGGUGAGACCUGGCAUCAGAAUGGUAGGCAGCUCUCCACAUGGGGCUGCAGUGGGGAACUGGGGAAGUCCGCUUUUGACUAGGAAGUCAGGCCAGCAUGCAGGUGCAGCUACGGUGGCUCUGGGCCUGAACAGCAACUCUCUACGUGCCCCCUCCAUGUGAAGUUGCGCCCUGCCCCUCGCUACCCUGUGUGAAGUCACCAUUAGCUGGCUCUCUAAGGAACCCCCUGAGUUAAAGAUGGCAGGAGCAUGGGCCAUGCCAACCCAGGAGAACUA